Messenger RNA from Penicillium brasilianum, 1212 nucleotides. Lineage: Eukaryota; Fungi; Ascomycota; Eurotiomycetes; Eurotiales; Aspergillaceae. The record is from the annotation of a GenBank genome assembly.
CUCCCCGAUACCACGCUACUUCCCCAACUCAAAUCCACCCAAUAUGGCAAACCGGGGCUACGAUGUGGUUGUGGACGUGGAUGCCGAGGGCGACCUGGGGCAUACCGACCUGCAAGAGGACCUUGAAUUCCACCCAUCCAACUUUGAAAAUGACCAACGAAGCGCCAAAGUUCAAGGCGACUCCACCCCAUUCUUAGGCGGCGGCCCUUCUCGCGGUCGCCGCGAUCGCUCGCCUGGCGGCACCCCGACCAAGCACAGCUGGUGGUCAAUCCACUACUACGAGCGAUUCUUCGACGUCGAUACAAACGAAGUGUUGCGCCGCUGCAUGGCCGCACUCUACCCGCGCUCAAACUUCCUGGAUGUUCUCGAGGGCAACGCCGACCUUUACGGACCCGUCUGGAUCGCGACGACCGUCGUAGUCAUUCUGUUCCUGACCGGAACUAUCUCGCAGUGGCUAUCGAAUAACGAUGACAAGCAUUUCGAGUACGACUUUACUCUGCUGUCUGGCGCGGCGGGUCUGAUCUAUGGGUACACCGGAAUCCUGCCCAUUGCACUGUGGGGUGCGCUGCGGUGGUUCGGAAGCUCGACGGCGGACCUGAUUGAGUGCUGGGCAUUGUAUGGAUACUCGAACUUGGUUUGGAUUGGAGUUGCACUUGUCAGCUGGAGCCCGUUGACCGCGCUGAAUUGGGCGCUCGUUGGCGUUGGCUUUGCGUGGACGGUCUUCUUCCUCCUGCGCAAUCUGUACCCUGUACUAAACGCUACGGAUGCCAAGGCUAGCAAGAUCUUGUUGAUAUUGGUUGUCGUGCUACAUGCGGGUCUGGCGAUUGCUAUCAAGAUUCUCUUCUUUGCGCACGCGAGUCCAGUAUCGAAGAAGAACAAGGACAAGGAUCAAGGUGAUGACGAGAAGCGGAUGAUGUUCUAGCAAUGAAACUCCCCGCUAUAUUGGGAGACGCACGGGAUAACUGGUUCCAGGAUUUUGGUCUGGAUAUUGUCGGUAUUGCUCAGGAAGCACCUGUUUCUGUUUCGUUGGUCUUUGUUUCCUUAGUUAUAGGCGCUUUUACAUUGACUUAUGCAUGUAUUCUAUAGUAUCUGCUCGCCGUAGACGACUAGCAGUAUGCCAAUCGAAAUCGUAUCAGUAUUCAAACUACAACUAUUUCCCUACACUUCUCUGCUGCUCUUUCAUGCUGAGAAUAGCCAUGUCAUUUUUCCGAA